This is a messenger RNA of Sphenostylis stenocarpa, 549 nucleotides long. The record is from the annotation of a GenBank genome assembly. Lineage: Eukaryota; Viridiplantae; Streptophyta; Magnoliopsida; Fabales; Fabaceae.
AUGCAGUUACAUGUGCAGCUGGUUUGGCAGCAGAAGGUCGCAAGCCCUUUUGUACCAUCUAUUCAUCAUUUCUACAAUGUGGAUAUGAUCAGGUAUAUUGGGGCAUUUGAUAUCACAUACAUGGCCUGCUUGCCCAAUAUGGUGGUCAUGGCUCCAUCUGAUGAAGCUGAGCUGAUGCAAAUGUUUGCAACAGCCGCAGCCAGAGAUGACAGACCAAGCUGCUUUAGAUUUUCGAGAGGCAACGGAAUUGGAGCCAGUUCGCCCUCAAAUAACAAUGGAACUCCACUUGAAGUUAGCAAAAGAAAGGGCAGAAUUCCUGUAAUUCAACAAUGCUUGCAAGCAGCACAAAUGCUCAAACCACUAUAUUUUUCUGUGACUGUUGCUGGUGCUAGGUUUCGCAAACCUUUGGAUACUGAUCUCAUCAAGCCAUUAGCCAGCAUCCUGGAUGAACCACGGAAGCAUGGAUUACCACAAGAUCAGAAAGAAGAAGCAGGACUUUCAUCAAAGAACAUUGCUGCAACAGUCUUGUCUCUUCUGAAAGGCCAAUAG